Molecule: messenger RNA, 2037 nt
Organism: Ruditapes philippinarum (Manila clam)
Lineage: Eukaryota; Metazoa; Mollusca; Bivalvia; Venerida; Veneridae
Product: furin-like protease kpc-1
Biological process (GO): protein processing
Cellular component (GO): trans-Golgi network; Golgi membrane
Molecular function (GO): serine-type endopeptidase activity
Source: RefSeq, a predicted model, not a curated record
CAAGCAAAUAAGAAUAAAUACCUCGGUUGAUGGAUUCGUUUCAAUUAAAUUAUUUCUUUAAUUGUUUAAUUUCAGUCUAUAAAUAUAUAAUGUUUCCUACGGUAUAUCAGGGUAUAUAGCGUGUCGCGUUCGCAGUCGACUGCCUUCGUUGAAAAGUUUACCCCAAAUGUCAAAUACCUAAAUAAUCUUAACAUCAAUAGAUAUUAUGUGCAGAUGUGGAAUAGAUAUUUUUUAAAAGAUUUCCGUGUGAUAACUUCAAUGAAAAUGUCGCUGACGACAUGGACGAGCUCUGUUGUAUUGUGCAUUCUACUCCCUAUCGUUGUUUUUGCAAUAGAAAUACAUGACAGCUUGGAUAAAGUAGACAACCCAAGAAGUAGAACAGUUAUAAUUAAGUAUGAAGGAACUCAGAACGAAGUGGAAGAGUUUGGAAAAGGACUAGGUUUAGAAUUUCACAAAAAGGCAUUUGGAGAGUGGUACAUUUUCAGAAUUCCACAUUCUAAUAUCAACUCUCUUGUCCCAAUUGAUGUUCCAGAUCUUCAUAUAAGUCUGAGUAAAGCCAAACGAAUUGACAGUAAGGUAAAAUACAUAGAACAAGAAAAGUACCGGAAACGUUCUAAACGUCAACUGACAAUUAAUGACAAGGAAUGGCCAAACCAAUGGAAUAUGCAACCAACACAUAGACCAAAUAUGAACGUUCACAAAGCUUGGGAAAUGGGUUAUACCGGAAAUGGAAUAGUCGUUGCCAUAAAUGAUGACGGGGUUGAUGGUGACCACCCAGAUUUGAUUAAUAACUACAACUUUUCUUUAAGUUAUGAUUUCGUAAAGGAAGUUGAUGAUGCAUCACACAAGGACGAAGGCGACGGUCACGGCACCAACUGUGCGGGUCUCGUGGGCGCUGUAAAAAAUACAAAUUGUAUAAUUGGGACAGCAUACGAGUGCACAAUGAUAGGCUUUCGGUCGCUUGGCACACCCUUCGAUGAUGACAUUAGAUCGAUACCGUCUGUAGAAGCUAUGUCACUGACACACAAUUAUGAAUAUAUUGAUAUUUAUAGUAACAGUUGGGGACCUGAUGACGAUGGCAUUGCCAUGGAGACUCUUGAUCCAAUUCUAGAGGACGCAUUUGAGCUGACAAUAAAAGAGGGACGCGGUGGUAAGGGUACAAUUUAUACAUUUGCAUCUGGAAAUGGUGGACUAGCCGAUAGUUGCAACGCCGACCCGUAUUCCGGAAGCAUGUAUACGAUUUCCGUCGCUGCAGUCAAUGAGAAUGGAGCUCGCCCGUGGUACAGUGAGCCUUGUACAUCCAUACUUGUGGCAGCUUUUAGCGGUGAUGAGGGUUUACUCAACAUUACAACAACAGGUCCCGACGCAACCUGUGUGGAUAACUUUGAUGGAACAUCCGCAGCAACGCCACAGGUGUCCGGUAUAAUUGCUUUGACACUUGAAGCUAACCCUGAUCUGACCUGGAGGGAUGUGCAACAUAUGCUGGUAGAACUUUCGAACAAUUCAGCACUAGACCAACAAGAAAAAGCUUAUAUGUAUUAUACAAAUGGAGCCGGGAAGAAAGUUAGCCUUUACUUUGGGUUUGGCUUAAUUGAUGCAAAAGCAAUGGUUGAAAAUGCACCAAAUUGGCCGCCUUCACCACCUAGAAUAUCCUGUAGCACAGGGAAUGUCUUCAUUGAUUGGUAUGAGACAAAUGUAAAGGAAUUCGAUGAGGCAUCCAUAAUCUCAAACUGUUACAUAAAAUAUCUUGAACAUCUUGAGGUGUUUAUUAAGUAUAACACCUCAUAUCGAGGCGAUGUGGAAUUUUACUUAAUAUCUCCAAUGGGAACUGAAAGUUUGCUUCUUCCCAGACGUGUGUACGAUAACGUAACGGAGUAUACAACAUCAAUAUUCAUGUCUGUUCAUAACUGGGGUGAAGAUCCGAAUGGGGAAUGGGCCCUAACAAUUUAUCCUGUCUAUGAGGGCAUGGACUUGCACCUAGUCGAGUGGGCUAUUGGUCUAUAUGGUACUGCUACAAACCCCGCAGAUGGAAUUCCU